Molecule: messenger RNA, 5090 nt
Organism: Liolophura sinensis
Lineage: Eukaryota; Metazoa; Mollusca; Polyplacophora; Chitonida; Chitonidae
Product: serine-rich adhesin for platelets-like
Exons: 24
Coding region: 102-5090 (1662 amino acids)
Biological process (GO): DNA damage checkpoint signaling; regulation of transcription regulatory region DNA binding; DNA repair
Cellular component (GO): nucleus
Molecular function (GO): histone H3K79 methyltransferase activity
Source: RefSeq, a predicted model, not a curated record
CUGUUAGUGGGUCAGAUUUGGGUGAAAGAAAUGGUCAAAUUUUGACUUCCAUCCUCAUUAUUUGACCAUCGGAUGGCGGAAGGGGAAGCUGAGAUUUAACUAUGACUUUGGAACUUAGACUACACAGCCCGGCCGGGGCUGAGGCCGCCGUGUACAAGUGGCCUUUGCCCACGACGGAAGGAAGGGAUGGAGCCCACGAAAUCACUGACACAAUACGAUGGGUGUGUGAUGACUUUCCUGAGCUGAAGAUGGCCAUGGAAAACAUUCUUCAUGACUACGAUCCAAAAAGUUAUGACAGUAUGAAGAGUCUGUGUGACAAAUAUAACCGAGCCAUUGACAGCAUUCUUCAGCUGUGGAAAGGAACAGCACGCCCGUCCAGACUGAACACCCGCCCAACCACUGGCUUGCUUAAGCACAUUUUACAACAAUGUUACAACCACGCUGUCAGCGACCCUGAGAAGCUGAAUCAGUAUGAGCCCUUCUCACCGGAGGUGUACGGUGAGACCUCUUUCGAGCUUGUGCAUCAAAUGGUUAGCUCUAUUCAGUUUGGAGAAGAUGAUGUCUUCAUAGAUUUAGGAAGUGGUGUUGGUCAGGUGGUUCUCCAGGUAGCAGCCUCCACCAACUGUAAGUUCUGUUACGGGAUAGAGAAGGCAGAGUGGCCUGCAAAUUAUGCUGAGGUAAUGGACAGGGAGUUCCGACGAUGGAUAAAAUGGUACGGUAAGACACACACCUCGUACCAAGUCGACAAAGGGGACUUUCUGGAGGAUCACAUGAAAGAACGCAUCAACGGUGCCACGGUUAUAUUUGUGAACAACUUUGCAUUUGGGCCACAAGUAGAUCAUCAGCUUAAGCUACGGUUUGCCAACAUGAAGGAAGGUGCUAAAAUCGUGUCCUCCAAGGCUUUCUGUCCGCUUAAUUUCCGUAUAACUGAUAGAAAUCUUAGUGAUAUCGGGACAAUCAUGCACGUCACAGAGUUGUCUCCCCUCAGUGGCGCCGUGUCCUGGACUGGCAAAGCCUUUGCUUAUUAUCUACACACCAUUGAUAGAACUUUGCUUGAGAAGUAUUUCUUGAGAAUGAAAAAUCCAAAAUUGAGGGAGGAGGAAUGUAAGCCCAGGAGGGAUAGACGAGGCCGUGUUAUUAAAGAGUCAGGCAACAUUAUCUCACAGGAUGGAGAGAGUGAGCUGAAGCGUGGCCUGCACCAGGACCACACCUACCAGUCAGCUAAGGAGCUGGACUUUGACAGCUGUAGUAACCAGAGCACAGGGGACGAGGGCUCACUGGUGGGACCCACAACUCGCCGCCAGUGGUCUGAGUGGGUCACCAAGCCCGCCAAGAGCCCCAAUUCCUCUGCAGCAGAACAGGAGAAUGUUGAAAUGACGACUGGACCGAAGAAAAAGACCAGAAAAACAAACCGGCCUAAUAGGAUACAGAAUGGUGCCAUAAGGGAGAGAACCAAGCGUAAUUCUGCACAGAACCUACGUCGUCAACGAAAAGCCAAGCUGACAGCUUCGCGCAGAAAGGCUGCUUUGACUCCUCGUAAAAAGCAGGUUCCGAGUUUGGAAUGUUUGAACUUGCUUCAUACUCAGACUGUGCUAUCCACAUCACCAGACCAGAGCAGCAAGCUAAACUGUAACGACCGCAGUAUGACAGGUUUCUCCAACACAUACUACAAAUCUGCCACUCAUAACCACACCCUGUCCAGUAUGGACACACCUCCAGGACUCCAGGCUCUGUUUGAUUCCUACAGGCAGAUGUAUUUACACAUGAUGGCCCAAAUGCAGACUCCCCAGUACAGGAUGUUGAUUAAACAGCAGAUUGAAAUAGAACGGGAGCGUAAGCUGGAGCUCCAGUCCCGAGUGGCUACUCUGGAGAAGCAGAUUCUCUAUCUACAGCAGGAUAGUGUCCGGCAGCUCAAGGAGAGACUCACCGAUCUGGGCAUCUGCUCAUCAACGCCUGGCGAAUUCCUGACAAAGGCUAAGGAGAUUGUACAGUGUCAUAAGGACCUGGAAACACAGGUGACCAGUCUGCAGAGUCAGAUUACCAGCCUGGAGGCCGAGCAGCAGAAACUGAUAUCAAAGUAUCAAAACUCAGGAAAUUCAGGUCAACUGCUUGAAAAGCUUCUAGGAAAGAAUGGCUACCAUGUAGGUGAUGUGUGUAAAGGCAGCAUGUCAAGCGAACCAAGCAGAAUGGAAGUGGAUACCAAGCCAAAACUGAAGUGUGUCAAAUCAGGGUCUAGUCGAGGGACGACACCCUCAGGUCUGUCGCUGUUUCCCCUCCACACCAAGGUGGAGAAUGCAGCAGACGUGAAGCAGUACGAGUCAUCACGGUCAGACAUGGAUUCUCAGCUCAAGUCCAUCAUCACAUCGGCACUGAUGGAGUCCCAGUCUCGAGGGGGUGACGCUGGAAAGACGGUCGACAGCAAGGACGGGCUCAGAUCUAACGCUGCUUACAAACGAAAGAAGAGUCAAAAACAGGGCGCCGACUUGGCUAAAGCAGCUGUGACUCCACCUAACGGUAUGAGAAGCUUGCCUGUUAGCAUAUCCCUGAAGACUGUGACGCCCGAGGGCCUGAGGACUGUUAGUCCGGAAUCCCGCCCCAGUCUACCAAUCAGCAUACCUCUGUCAGAGGUCGGUCGCGAUAGCCUCCGACACAAACUCAACUCCAAAACUGUGAUCAAAACAGAGGCCGUGGACAGUGAGGCAUUAGAGGUGUAUGGCAGAGUGCAGACUGUUGUAGACCCGUGUGUGAAGAAUGCUAAACAAGAGGUGGGUGCCAACGAUCAGCAGCGUAGCUCGAGCAGUACAGAAUCUGCUCAAACCACUCCUGAUGAAGACUUGGACAGCUCUAGAGAGCCUCUUAGCCAGUCUUGUCAGAGGAGGAAGAAGGCUGUGAACAAUUUCCUCUCCAUGACAACUGUAAAUGACAGCAUGGGCGGGAAGCCAGGGCUUAGUGGUAACUCCGUGACAAGGACAUCAGGUAUGAAGACGGACUACAGUCUGGUUCAGCCCUCUCUGGUUAACAGAGCCUCCCCGACAGUGGUUCAGAAAAGAACUAGUGUGACACAGGUAAGCUCAGGUAGCCGAGACUCUGGAGGCACUGUCCAAAUCACCACUAACUGUUACCUCACCUCUAGCAAACCUGGAGCUGAUGGACAGACGCCCACGAUAACUAACGCCAACAACUUAGGCAGUAGUAAACGGAAAAUGAAGCGCAAGCGUCUGACACCUGUGAAGAGCUGUGAGCCGGAGACUAAGAAGCUGGCACUAUCUGGUGUAAGCAUUGAGGGUCGAGAGAGCAGAUCUGGUACCCCUUCAGUGUCUGCUGCAUCUACCCAGGGCUCCUCCGUUGGCUGUUCCAGCAAACCUCCUGCAUGGAGGAAUGGAUAUGUUGCUCACCCUAGUUUAGAGCAGUCAUCCCAGCAAACAACAGAAUCUCCCAACAAGAUGUGGCAGACAUUCAGCAGUGGAUUUGAUGCCUUGGUGGCCUUCGCUUCCUCAGAGCUGGAUCGCAACCGCGAACUACGCCGCAAGAGUUCGGAGCCUGAAUCACAGCCGUCGCCAGACAAGAUGGGAGAGGGGAGAAAGGAGAAGAGUAAAGCAAGUAAGUUGAGCGUGGAGGAUUGUAGUGAUGAUGAGAGGGAAGCGGGCUCCCCCAUGAUCUGUUCGGUUCUCCCCACCUCUGCUGUAUCUUCUACUAAAGACUGCCUCCUCACUGGUGUCAACACUAACAGCAUUACGGCUAGACAGCCCCGGGGGCCUCACACACCACCCGGCACACCACCUAGCACUCCACCACCCCUCCUCCAGGAGGAGGGUCAGCAACAGGGGAUGAGUGGACCCCGAACACCACCCGGCUCACCUGACACCGCUCCCUCACUAGGCCCCGGCCACCAGGGCAGCCUCUUCAGAUUCAAGCCCUCCACAAGGGACAGGUCGGACAGCAGUAGCUGCAGCAGCAGCCGCAGCCGUAGUCGUAGCUCAAGCCGUAGCUCCUUGUCCAGCCGCAGUAAUUCCAGCAGCAGCAGCCAUAGUCGCAGCCGAAGUCGUGGUCGCACCUUGCGUCACCGAAGCUCCAGCUCUAGUAGUGACAGCAGCAGUAGUUGUGAUAGUUCCCGGAAGAGAGGUACUGCCGUGAAGAAGCCAGUCACAACAGUGUCACUGCCAAAUUACCACAAGUCCAUCUCUCAGGUUCAGAAUAUACCACGCCCCAGUGCCAACCAUACCACCCCGCCCAAACUAGAGAAGAUGGUCCCGGUGAAGAACAAUAAAAACAACUCAACAUAUUUCCAUAGGGAUCAAAGCUGGCAGAGCCAGAAAAUCAAGUAUAAUGGAUAUCCCAGAGAAGUAGGGACAGGCAAGAGCCCAGUGAAGGCACAGACCCCACAGGGCUUUGUUUCCACCCAGCCCUACCUGGGAUCUACCCUCUCUUCAGCCCAGUCCUCCCCAUACGACCACAGCUCUCAAGCCACCUUAAUGCCAAACACACCCGUGGGAAGAAAUUUCCAGGGCCUGUCCCCGACAGUCACACCCACACAGGGCACGCCCCCACGCCCCAGGCAGACCACACCCCAAACCAUUUCUCCAUACAACACUCCAGGCUAUCUCCAGUCCCCAACCUCAAGUUUAGGGCAGGCCUCUCCUGUACAGGCUAACAGCUGUCCCCAAGGGCGAGCCGGGCCAGCUCAGUGCCCCCAGAACCACCCGCCAUCCAACAUUCCCUGCCCUAAUAAAACACCUACAACCAUACCCUCAAAACAGGUGUCUAACUGCUACCCCAGCCAGCUUCCCCAGCUACCAUUGCCUGACACCAUCCCGGUGCUCUUUCCAGACGUCACCCGACCCCCACCUAACAUGAGGGUCACUUCACAGACGCCAGUGCUGAUACCUCCCUCACUUCCCAAGCCAGCUGUUACAAUGAAUGGCUUCCCUUCCUCCUGUUACUUCAGCAGCUCACCAGGCUGUGGAAGCAAACUGCAUGCCAACAACAAUAGCGGCAAAGUGAAGGAAAUGGACUCUUUCUGGGGCAGACCCCCAACAUGCCUCCCCCCUUGUUACCUCCACCUCCGCCCAUGGGCUCUGGCUCAGAGCUGA